UAAUCUGAUUAAGUAUGUGGAUGCUCGUAUGCAAAGCAGAGAAGUUGAUAUGUGGAAUGAUAGAGGAACAAGUAGAGUAUUUUCCCUAGUUUGUCCGAAUCUGUUCCUUACAUGAUCUGAUUCGUUCCUAUUCAUAUUUUAGCCAAUAUUGAAACAUAUGUCUCCAACAACCUAUUAAACUUAUUUUUUUCUGCAUACAAACUUUUCAAUUCUAUAUAUUACGUAUUCCAACGCUAGGUUUGUGCGGCACUGGCAGUAAUCAAUUCAUUAAAGUAUGUGUAUGCGAGACUCUUUCGUUCUUGGUAGUUUAUGCCAAGGCUGUAGCAGUAAAUUUCUUGCAAUAUCUAAAAAAUAGAAAUUAAUACAGAAAUCACGAAAUGUCAACCAUGGACGACGUUCUUGAAAGCUGGGAAGAAAUUGACGAAUCAGGAGCUCUCGACAAAAAGUUGGAUGCCCUCCAGUUAAAUGCAGUAGAAGCAUUAGAAGAAAUAGAAUCUUCUAGCUUCAAAACCAAUCAAAGUACAAAUACAAGAAUGAUAAUAUUGGGUGAAGAUGGCAUGAGAUCUCAAUAUGUUCCACCAAAACCAACAGUAAAAAUAUUAAAAAGACCAUCAAGAGAUUCCCAGGGUAGUGGUGAUGGUCCUUUAAUAAAUGGAGAUAAACCAAAACAUCCUAUUAAAACUCUAAAACAGAGGGAGCAAGAAUAUGCGGAAGCAAGAAAAAGAAUUUUAGGUGAAGAAAAAAGUCCAGAAGAAAAAUUAGAGCAAGAAAUAAAUAGAAUACAACCAAAGACAAUAACUGCUAGUAGUAGUGGUUUACCAUGUAAUGUCCUUCGCAUGCCUAUUGGACCAGAUGGAACACGAGGGUUUAAUGUACGCAGGUAGCGCGUCUUCCAGAGGUCAACUUUUUCCACCUAUCUUUUUCCUCUUCUUCCUUCUUGUUGGCAUGAGGAAGAGAGGCAGCUAUGAGGCUGAUAGCAGACAACAGCAUACUGUUUCUGCUCAAUUGCAAGCAUUAUGCUCCUGUCAUUUUGAAAGGAGCAUGGUAAGAGCUAUGCCCUACAGGCACUGCUUUACAUAGACUAUACUUACAAAAGGAUCAAGACUAAUAAAUCGGCAAAGAUAAGUUGCUAUAGAAAUGGUAAUAUUUCUUACCUACAUAAUACUAUGUUUUGUUGAUGUUUGUCAUAUUUUAAACACUUUUGAAUAACGAAAUUAAAAUCUACAAUUAUUGUAUGAAAAUGUUAAAAUGAAAUAUUUGACUUAUAAUAUGAUAUAAAGUGGGAAACUGUUUUACUUUCUACACUUGUAUCUGCUAUUCAAGUCUUUAAAACAAAUUGUCUAAUAAAAAAAUUUCUCUUACAUGAGUCUGUCAUGUAUUUUAAUAAUGAUCUAUUGUCAUAUUAAUUUGACUUUUCCAUAUUGUUUAAAUUGAAAACUUAUAGAAAGAUUUAUUAUACUUUUUUAAUUAAA
This is a messenger RNA of Nomia melanderi (Alkali bee), 1472 nucleotides long. RefSeq names its product SUZ RNA-binding domain-containing. NCBI's taxonomy places the organism in Eukaryota, Metazoa, Arthropoda, Insecta, Hymenoptera, Halictidae. The record is from RefSeq and is a predicted model, not a curated record.